AUGAACUUGUUGAGUUACAGAGAUGAGCUGGAAAAGAGAAAAGCCAAUCUUCAAAUUCUCGAAGAUAUACAGUUUAAUUAUCAUCUAAUUGUAAAAAGGUCUUUGUGAUUCCCCUUUGUAGAAAUUCAAUCUUUUAUAAAGGUAAUAAUGAAAGCUUCUGUUUUGCUGACUUUGUGUCUAAGAUAGUACACUGAUCUUAAUAAAGGCGCUUGAUUUGAGCACAGGCACACCAAGGGGGUGUUAGACAACAAACUUUGAGAAACCUCAGAGGCACCCAACAAGAAUAUAGUUCAAAUCCACUUAAACAUAGCAUUGUGAAACGUAUUUUAGUAUUUAAACGGUAAAUAUAAGCACAUUUUUAUCCGCUAAAUCUGUUGGGAUUUCCUAGAUGAAAGGCUAGUGAUCCGAAAAUUGUAGGGAUCAAAACUUACCUUUUCGAAAAUUUCAGUCACAAAAAAGGCUCCCGAAAAUUCUAGGUGACCUUUUUAAGGUAAAAACCCGUUAAAAAUGGGUAAUUAUACCAUUCUUUAGAUGUUCGAAAAUCCUAGGAAAGGCAGGCAAGCAAGAAAUUUUACAACAAAUGUUCAUAAAAUUCUAGAUCUCAAAUCGUCUUCCGAACAGAUAAUUUCAGAAAAUUAACGUUGGGUGCCCUUGACUUGUUUCACAGCGAAAAUAACCAAGAUAGCUAGGAAUACCUCUAACGGAUAGCACGACAGUACAGGUUUAUGUGAAAACACUAUUUCAUCAAUAGUGCAUUGUUUUAUAUAGCUGAUAUGUUUGUCUCGAUAUCACUUAUUUGUCCGCUUUAUCUUUCCUUUACCUUUUUAGGGAAAAACAGGAGGAUCUUGAACAUUGUUGUGAUAUCCUCAGAAACGAUCUCACAUUAAUCCUUACAAUGCAAGGUAUAAUAACAUUUCUCUUUCAAAUUGCAAAUAAAAGAAGUACUUAUUGUAUUGAUUAUAGACAUAAUCGUUUGUGAAAUUCGGCAACUUCGCCAAAAAUGCAGAAUUUGAUCCAAAAUGAUGUUGUGUUAUGUUACUUCCAGAUUGGCGUAGAACAGAGCAUCAUACAAUGCAAGAAGCAAAGCUCCUUAAUAUCCUCCAUUGCCUUGAAGAGAAACAAAGACAAACUUGCUGA
Porites evermanni is the source of this 1137-nucleotide messenger RNA. The record is from the annotation of a GenBank genome assembly. Lineage: Eukaryota; Metazoa; Cnidaria; Anthozoa; Scleractinia; Poritidae.